Amoebophrya sp. A120 is the source of this 501-nucleotide messenger RNA. The record is from the annotation of a GenBank genome assembly. Lineage: Eukaryota; Dinophyceae; Syndiniales; Amoebophryaceae.
AUGUUGCUUCUCUGCGUGACGGUGAUACGGUUUUUGUCGAGCUGGAGGAUGGAGAGGCCUGAUCACGGAACGACGAGCCGACGAGAAGAAUCGCUGGCAUCUCAAGGACAAAGAGCACAGACCACGGAGCGAGUUUCAAACUCAGCGAUGAUUCAAUUUUUAUUUUUCGAUAUGGGUCCUGCAUUUAUGUGUCAUUAUAAAGUUGAAUGCCCCUUCUAUUUUGUUUUUCUUUUUAGUACUUCUCAAGUGCCUGCUUCUGCUACACAAAAGCCUUGGAAUUUCAGUCAUUUUCAAAUGGAUAAAGACAUAGCAUUAACACGCCGGCAAGCGAUAAUCAAAGCGCAUACGAUAUACUUUUUUUUUUUGAGAUUGAGUAUUCACUCUCAACACAUGUCAUGCUCAUGUGGUCACAGUCAGAACCACAACCACAUCCAGAAUCAAACUGCUCUGCUUAUCAUCGCCUUACUUCCUGCGAAGCCAUAUCGUCCUCGAAGAUUUUAU